AUGGAGAGAUCGAUUGCUUCCCUUGUAGUCUUGAUAUCCAUUCUAUUUUGUGUUGCACGGUUUCCUUGCAGUGUCAAAGCAAGAAGUCUGGUACAGGUAUACAAAGAAACUAAUCCAAGUGAGAGGAGACUCAUAUCUUGGAACGGUCGUGGUGGAGGUAGAGGAUUUGGAUUUGGUGUGAGCCGUAAUGGGUCCAAGAUCGACAUUGGUUUUGGCGGUGGCGCUGGUGGUGGUGCCGCCACCAGUCAUGGUGGAGGCGUUGCAGCUGGUGGAGGUGCCGGUGCAGGUGUUGGAGUUGAAGUUGGGAAGGGGGGUGUGCGUAUUGGUAUAGGGGUAGGUGGUGGAGGUAGUGUUAGUGCUCGUAAUGGUAGGGUUAGUGUAGGUAGAGGGGGAGGUGCUGGUAUUGGGGUCAACAUCGGCCGUGGGGGCGUAAGUGUUGGUGGUGGAGGUGGGACUGGUGGUGGCAUCGGUAAAGGUGGUAGUGGCGGAGGUGGAGCAGGUGGUGGUGGUGGAACUGGCAGUGCUGGAGGAGCCAUAGGGCAUGGCGAAGGAUAUGGUAAUAGCAGUGGAACGGGUGCAAGUGGAGGGGGAAGCGGAGUGGGAUCGGCGGGAGGUGGAGCAGCCAAAGGAGGAGGAGGAGGUCGCGGCGGCGGCAUUGGUGGCGGUGGAAAUUGA
This is a messenger RNA of Nelumbo nucifera (sacred lotus), 675 nucleotides long. The record is from RefSeq and is a predicted model, not a curated record. Lineage: Eukaryota; Viridiplantae; Streptophyta; Magnoliopsida; Proteales; Nelumbonaceae.